AUGCUAUACAUCUUUGUUGCAAGACUCAUUCUUGUAUACUAUGCUGUGCUCGGCUUCCGGCAUACCGGGCUUCAAAUAUCCGCCGCUCUCCGACUUGAUUACUUGACUUCUUUAAUGAGACUACCAGUCUCUACUGUUGACAAUAUACCUCCAGGGCACACUGCAGCUACAAUCACCUUGACUGCGAGUCAAGUUCAAGAUGGAAUAUCAGAAAAACUGUGUAUGCUAAUACAGAAUGUAUCGCUGAUAAUUUCGGCAAUAGUGGUCGCUUUUAUCUACAGCUGGCUACUGGCUCUCGUUACCGUGUCUGGUCUUGUAUUCGUCGUUGUUACUUAUGCUAUCACACUGCGGUACAUCGUUAAGACAUGGGAACAGAUAUCUGAGUCUGAUCGCGAGGGUGCAGCCACAGCUAGCGAGACAAUUUCAUCCAUUCGCAUGGUGGCAGCAUAUGGAUCGGAGAAGAGGCUGGCGGACACCUACCGCCGAUCAAUCGAUCAGGCCGUGAUAUCAGGACGUAAGUUGUCUUGGUGGGUCGCACUUCAGUCUGCACUUGCAUUCUUUGCUAUCUAUGGAACUGCUGCGCUCUGUUUUUGGUGGGCAGUUCAUUUGUAUGUGACGAGGAAGAUCACGGAUGUCGAAGUGUUACUUGUUGUUAUCACAUCCAUCCUAACGAUUGUCAUGUCGGUAGGCUCCAUCUCUGCUCCUCUAUCCGCAUUAGGACGCGCAGCCAGUGCUGCUGGAAUCAUUUUCGCGGUGAUUGAUGCCCCGAAGGCACAAUCCGAAGGCACGACAAUCACCGAGAGAUUCGAAGAAAAUGAUAUUAGACUUGAGAAUGUCAAUUUUACAUACAUAGGGAGGCCGGAUCAGCGUGUCCUCAAGAAUGUCACGUUAACGUUCCCUUGUGGAAAGAGUACAGCAAUCGUAGGGCAAUCUGGGUCUGGCAAAAGCACGAUAGUUGCCUUGAUUCAGAGGUGGUACGAGUUAGGUGUCGGUGCGAAUGAGGAUCCGGUGAUCAAUCUACUUCGAAACGGUCAUAUAAAAUUCGGGGAACACGAUCUUCACGAAUUGGAUCUCAAGUGGUGGCGAUCGCGGAUUGGUUUGGUACAGCAAGAACCAGUGCUGUUCAAUGCCUCCAUAUUUGAGAACGUAUGCCAUGGUCUCAUUGGCACGCAGUGGGAAAGGGAAUCUGAGGACACGAAGCGAGUCCUCGUUAUCCGAGCUUGUGAGGAAGCAUUUGCCCAUGACUUUAUCUCACGCUUGCCGCAUGGAUAUGACACCAACUGCGGUGACGCGGGGAUUCAUCUCAGUGGGGGACAGCGACAAAGGCUUGCCAUCGCUCGCUGCAUCAUCAAGAGACCUUCUAUUGUCAUUCUUGAUGAGGCGACGAGCGCGAUCGAUGUUCGUGGAGAGCGCAAAGUCCAAGCUGCUCUUGAUCGCGCGGCCCGAGGACGAACUACAAUAGUCAUCGCUCAUAACCUCUCUACCAUUAAAAAGGCUGACAACAUUAUUGUACUUCAGAAGGGCAUGGUCGUCCAGCAAGGUAGCCAUGAUAAGCUCAUGAAGAACCGAGCAGGGGUGUACCACCGACUCUUGAAUGCCCAACGCCUGUCUACCGGCGACGACUCUGGGGACAGGAGAUCAUUUGCCGCAUAUGUGGAUGCGUUGGACGCAAAGGAAUGGCCUGCUUGCAACGCGACAGUGAGCAAUGACUGCCUUCCUUUGAACAGUGCCACCUCAAAGACCUUCCGCGCCAUGCUGAUCUUCGGUCGAAUGAUUUUGGAACAAAGGGGUGGCUGGUAUUGGUAUCUUUUUAUACUCCUUGCCUCCGCCGGAGCUGGAGCUGCCUUUCCCGUACAGUCUUACCUUUUCGCGAAACUAGUAUCCGUAUUCUCCUAUUACGGAGAGUACCUGAUUGACGAGACAAAAUUCUGGUGCCUCAUGACCGUUGUCCUCGCUUGUUGCGUCGGUGUAUGUUAUUUCGCCCUAGGCUGGACAUGCAAUUCAGUCUCCUUUGUAAGAUGCCAUAAUAUUGUCGCCCAAUAUCGUUCCGAAUAUUUUGAAAACAUUCUUCGGAAGCCCAUAGCGUUCUUCGAUGAAGAAGACAACUCGACAGGGGUUCUAAGUGCCCGCGUAGCGAAUGAUCCUUCGCAGUUACAACAGUUGCUUGGAGUCAAUGCUGCAUCUAUGCUUACAUGUGUCUUUAACGUCAUUGGGUGCGUAACCAUAUCCUUUUACUUCAGUUGGAGACUGAGCGUCGUUGUCGUGUGCACAACAACCCCAAUCAUGAUAAUUGCUGGCUUCAUGAGAGUGAGGCUGGAAAGACAAUUCGAAAAGAAAACCUGGAAAGUGUUCAGCGACUCCUCUCAGUUUGCUGUUGAAUCGAUCGGGGCGUUCAGAACUGUCAGUGCGCUAGUCAUGGAAUCUUUCAUUUGUGAACGAUAUGAAAGAUUACUUGCUGCACAUGUGGAAAGUGCACUUCGUAGCGCCAUGUGGACGACGUUGGUGUUUGCAUUCAGUGACAGUGUCGCCCUACUUUGCAUGGCUUUUAGCUUGUGGUACGGUGGGAAUUUGCUUUCUCAAUACGAGCUGUGGCCUUUUGAUUAUUUGGUGGUGUACUUUGCAGUAGUGCAGGGAAGUCUAGCUGCUGGUCAAUGGUUGAGCUUCGGGCCCAAUAUUGCUCAAGCGCUAGGCGCAAUGAAACGUAUCCUUUCUUUGCGGACGAAUGAUCAGGUUGAAGAAGGUAUGCCGCUCGAGAGCCCCAACAACGAGAAGGGUAUAGAAGGUCCAAGAAUCGAAUUAAAAGAUGUUUGGUUUACAUAUCCCACGAGAAACGUGUCUGUUCUUCGUGGAUUAAACAUUACUGUGGAGAGGAAUCAAUUUGCGGCAAUCGUUGGUGCAUCAGGAUCCGGGAAGUCGAGCAUAAUCAGCCUACUUGAGCGAUUUUACCGGCCACAAUCCGGUAGCAUUUCUUUCGACGAUCAAGACAUCUCAAAGAUUAAGCUUGACACAUAUCGUCACGCGAUUUCUUUAGUAUCGCAAGAGUCCUCUAUCAUGACUGGCACGAUCCGAGAGACCAUACUGAUGGGCGUUGACCCCCAAACGGUUACGGAUUCCGAUCUAGAUCGCGUCUGUCGCGAGGCCGACCUCUACGAUUUCGUUGCAUCCUUUCCUCUAACUUACGACACAUUAGUCGGCCAACACGGCAUCGCUCUUUCUGGAGGACAGAGGCAACGGCUUUCCAUUGCCCGCGCUCUGAUACGCAAUCCAAGACUCUUACUGCUAGAUGAGGCGACCUCCAAUCUAGACUCAGAGACAGAGAAGAACAUUCAAAAGAUAUUUGAGGCUACCUGUCAGGGCCGUACAAUGAUAGUGGUCGCUCACAGGUUGGCUACGAUCCAACGCGCGGACAUCAUAUUUGUCAUGAGCGAAGGCCGAGUGGUCGAAGAAGGCAACCAUAAAGAUUUGCUCCAGAACAAGGGCGUCUACUGGCAAAUGGUAAGAAUUCUAUAA
This is a messenger RNA of Aaosphaeria arxii CBS 175.79, 3510 nucleotides long. RefSeq names its product ABC transporter-like protein. The transcript has 15 exons. NCBI's taxonomy places the organism in Eukaryota, Fungi, Ascomycota, Dothideomycetes, Pleosporales. Bases 1 to 3510 code for a protein of 1169 amino acids. Gene Ontology annotation, cellular component: membrane. The record is from RefSeq and is a predicted model, not a curated record. Gene Ontology annotation, molecular function: ABC-type transporter activity; ATP binding; ATP hydrolysis activity. Gene Ontology annotation, biological process: transmembrane transport.